Messenger RNA from Aspergillus puulaauensis, 837 nucleotides. RefSeq lists its product as uncharacterized. The transcript is spliced from 4 exons. Gene Ontology annotation, molecular function: oxidoreductase activity, acting on NAD(P)H, oxygen as acceptor. The record is from RefSeq and is a predicted model, not a curated record. Bases 1 to 837 code for a protein of 278 amino acids. Lineage: Eukaryota; Fungi; Ascomycota; Eurotiomycetes; Eurotiales; Aspergillaceae. Gene Ontology annotation, cellular component: intracellular anatomical structure.
AUGUCGCAGAACACCGACUCCUUCCUUACCAGAACCGUCCACGACCUUCUCUCUUUGAAAGGCCGGACGAUAGUUGUCACCGGCGGCGGUCGCGGUCUUGGAUUGGCCUUUGCGUUCGCAAUCGCGGAGGCUGGAGGCAAUGUUGCUGUUAUCGACUACAUUGACACGCCGCACGACCACUACUACAAGUUGGAAAAGGACUACGGCGUCAAAGUGAAGCUUUACAAGAGCGAUGUUACAAACUUUGAACUUCUCAAAGGUACAUUCGACGAGAUUGUGAAGGAUUUCGGCGGAAUCCAUGGCCUAGUCACCGCAGCUGGAAUAUGCGUCGACCAGCCCUUCCUCGAACGCCCCCCUGAAUCGGUCGCUCGCUCUUUCAACGUGAAUGUCCUCGGGACAUACUACGCAGCUCAGCUUGCAGCCGCGCAAAUGGAUAAGCAGGACCCAUCGCCUGAAUCUAGAUGCAAGGGCUCGAUUGUAUUCAUCGCAUCAAUUGCAGCCUAUGUUGCUAGUAAGGGUCAAGCGACCAGCGAUUACUGCUCAAGCAAGGGCGCUGUUGUGGCACUCGCGAAAUCCCUGGGCGUCGAACUGGCGGCUAAGAAUAUCCGUGUGAACAGUGUCUCUCCUGGAUAUAUGGCCACGGAUAUGACUCUGAGUCAGUGCCAUCGCUUCCCCUGGUUAGGGGACAUCAUGAACAACGAGCCUCCCAUGCGUAGAAUGGGUGACCGGACAGACCUCAAGGUUCCUAUCGUGUAUCUUCUUUCGGAUGCGAGUGCUUACCAUACGUCGGAUGAUCUCUUGAUCACUGGUGGGAUUCACGCUGGGCGAUUGAUGUAG